UACCGAAGGGAACAGGGUGGAGCAAACGGCGCAACUUUGAAGCGAUCUGUAGAGGCCGGAGGGGUAGCAGCUUACACGGAACGGCCCGCCGGCGGGGACGCAUCGCGGGCACGCUUGGACUGCAGUCGGGCGCUCCUGCGCGGUUCUGCCGCUGCCAGCCGAUUCAUGGCGAACCGAACGCCGCGGAAUCGACGGUUCGUCUUCUAGUGGAAGGGGAAGGAGGGACGAGGGUUUCGUUUUAGGAAGACCCCACGAAACAGAAACAAGUGUAGUUAAUCAUCGGGACGAGGGACGAGUCUAUUUUAAGGCGGCCGCUAGCUUAGCCCAGAUGGGAUCGCCGUCUCCGGCGCCGCCGCCGCCGCCGCCCAAGUGGAUUAUGCUGCGCCGCGUUCCGCAAGUGUGCCAUGAUCUCUACGCUGACUUCUCCGUCACGCUCGCCGAGCCCCCGCGCCCCACCGAGCUCGUCGUAUCCCCGCAUCUCGCCCCCGAUGGCGUCUCCGCCGACUGUUUCCCUUUGGUCCACGCCGCCGAUCCGUCCGGAAUCCUCCUCGUCUCCGCCACCUACGACCGCUGCUCCAUGGCCCCUCCCUCCGCCGACAAGCAGGCGGGGGAUUACACGACCAACUACUUCGCCUGGCAUGCCGCCAUCGACUACACCCACCGCCUCCCGCCACAUGAGGACUCUGUAAAGCACACCGGCAACGUCGGCCUCGUCGUCGACAAGUACAAUUUCAUGGUCGCCGAGCUCCUGCCCGCCGGCGACGGCGACCGCGCCAGUCUACUCUGCUAUUGGUCAUAUGAUCGUGAAUGGGUGAAGAAAACUCUCCCCUUUCCCCUCAAAUGCCCUUGGUCUAGUGCCCGUACCUUCUCGCACCAAGGGAAGCUCUGGUGGUUGGAUCUUUCGCAAGGUCUUCUCUGCUGCGAUCCUUUUGCUAAAGAGACGGAGCUCCUCUUCGUGCCAUUCCCUGAUGAUAUAGAUACACACACUCGAGGCAGAGAUGUCGGCAACCGUCGCUGCGUAAAUCUGAGCAAUGGUGCGCUGUGGUUAGCGGAGAUGACUUACCACCGCCGUGCGCUGUUCGUUAAGAUGUGGAAGCUGGGCACUCAAGGGCAAUGGACUCCCGAUUACACAGUUAAGUUUGCGGAUAUCUGGGCUGACAGGAGCUACAAGGAAACUGGAAUACCGAAGAAGAAGCCGGCAUUGGUAGCCAUCAACCCUGAUGAUCCCGAGGUGCUUUACUUCUCUUUGGAGGGUAAUCUCCUCCAAGUUAACAUGUGUGCCAAAAGAGUUGAGCUGUGUGUGGCUUUCAGGCGCCCUACCACAGAUUUGAAAAUAGACCAGGGGUCCUCGCAGUUUAUUCUCACUUGGAAUCUUCCGACAUCGAUAGUUUCAUCAUCAGUAGGACGAAAGCAAGAAGAGCGGUCAUCGAGGGAUUCAGCUUUUGAUAUGAUUGCAGAUUCGUUCACCAAUGCAUGCGCUAGUGUGCUUGAUGAUAUGGAAUUUAAUCAGCUGGCUAUGACUGCAAUUGAAUACCUUAACCAGAGCCGAAAGGAAGAGAAGGUCAAGUUCAGAUUGUCUGAGCGUCUCUGCCAAUGUUAUUUUGACGAGGAGGAGGCUAGUACUUCCCACAGAAAGCAAUAUAUCCAUAUGAACUUCUAUGUUCACACGGAGUCUGAAAGGCUUCCGCAGCUUGUGUUUGCGGAGUUUGUCGAAGCUAAUAGGAACGAUGAUUGUUCCUGGGAUUUGUUGUCAUGCAAAACUAUAACCAAGAACAGUCCUGGUACAUUUUAUUUCCUCUCAAUAGUUGUUCUAAUUUUGGAUUAAUCCUUGUUCACCUAUUGAUAGAAGGGAGUUAUUUUGAGAUACACAUAGUCAAUAAUUGUGAAAUCUGAACUUCUCCUAAGAUCUUUCUUGGUAUUAGGAUUGCACACGUGAUACUGGUAGAUGUAGAUAUAUCUAAAAAAGUACUUCCUCUAUAAACUUUUAUAAGACAUUUUAGAUCACUACUUAUAAAAGUUUACAGAGGGAGCACUUUCCUAAUAUUAAAGAUUUAUCGAGUUUAUUAAUAUAUUGCAACAACAACAGUGCAGUACUUUGUUGAACCAGGCUAGUUAAGAUGAACAUAUGGUUCAUUACUUGGUUGAACUUGGUUACAUCAGAAUAUUAGAUGAACUAGAUGCUGAGCUAUGCAUCCUUUGUUCACUAUUAUGUGCCUUAUAACUAGAAAUCAACCUAGUACUUUAUUCCAAUUUAAUGUUACUACUGAGCCCUACAAGCUGUAGCCCUCAAGCUUCUAAUGGUGUACUAAUAGACAAGACUAAGAGUUAAUGACAGUAGUUCUUUCUAGGAGUAAAUGGCAAGCAGUUUUAUGUAUUUUGAUGUGUUAGGUGUUGAGGCCUUGUGCCUAUCGUGACCAAAUUGUGCGGCGAUUAGUGUUCCAUUUUUUAGCGGCAGUAAUUAUGUACCACAAUCUUGCAGAAAUUUUCACUUUGCCAGAAAAUUGUUCAAAUACUGAGACAUGCUAUUAAAGAGCAACGCACUAAGAGCAUGCGUAUUCUCAAGUAUUGAUGCGACUUACUCCAGUGCUACAAAAGUCUUGUUGUUUUGGACAUUGAAAUGUUCACCAAUAUGGAUCUUCGACCAUUACCUUCUCUAUUCAUUUAUUACUAAAGUUACAGAAAAUAUGAUGACAUGAAAGUACUUUGACAAACCUAUUACUUGGUUUCACAAUAUUUAUCCCAAAUGCAUAUCUAGGAGGUACCGAACUAAAAAAUGAUUUGAUAUAAUCCAACCAUACUUGCUCUCACUGAUAAAUUAGUCGUUCUCUAUUUAAAUAGAAUCAAGUAUGGUAAGAUUCCAUCAAAUAUUAAUUGACUCCAUCUUGUAGUUACGAGCAGGGGUUUGCUGCUGUGAAACGGGGGGAGUAGUACCAUCUUCAUAUAAAGCAUAUAAAUAGAUUUACAUAUAUUAGUGGUUGACGGUGUCACGACCCAGGGUGCCUCAAGAUCCUAGAAGUUAGUUCACCAGACUGCUCAGGAGCCCUAGGCCGCUAUACGGCUUGGCCAUCAGCCUGACUUGGGAGGCCUGGAGAAGGAAGGAACCGACUUCCUUGCUGUGCAAGACAAGGAGGCCAAACAUCCUUCAACCACCUUAGAACCGACUAGACUCUUUAACCCUAGGCCCCUGGCAUCCUUUAUAAUCUCAUGCUUGGGCUAAUCGAUACCAUCAUUAUACCUAUGAUCCCUGAUAUUUGUAUUGUCCUCUGUACCCUCAUCCAAUCAAUACAAUAAGAGCAGGAGUAGGGUUUUACCUCCAUAGCGUGAGGGCCUGAACCUGGGUAAAUUAUCCCCUAUUCCUUCUCUGGGCUUUCCAGCUAGUUGCAGGACCCUAUCGAGGGGCCUCCCGGAAUUCACACCAACAAUGGCGCGCCAGACACGGGUCGUGCUUGCUGGAACUGAGAUCUAGAUGGAUCUGACAUCAAUCGUGCCGCCUUCUCUAUUGGGCAGAUGUUUGCUUUCGGGCGAUGAACUGCAUCACCAACUCGGCGGAGCAGAUUGAGCCAUUGACACCUACAAGCCAGGCCAGAUUCUCCUCUUCGGGGGCCUGGAAUUCAUCACCGACUCGCGCGGCAAGCUUCGCCUCUGUGGCCAGUCGCCUUGUUGAGCACAUGAGUCAGGAAUUGAAGUUCCUCAGGGAGAUUCUUCGUCUUUCUG
This is a messenger RNA of Triticum aestivum (bread wheat), 3714 nucleotides long. RefSeq lists its product as uncharacterized. The record is from RefSeq and is a predicted model, not a curated record. The transcript is spliced from 3 exons. NCBI's taxonomy places the organism in Eukaryota, Viridiplantae, Streptophyta, Magnoliopsida, Poales, Poaceae. Bases 329 to 1825 code for a protein of 498 amino acids.